Molecule: messenger RNA, 1956 nt
Organism: Juglans regia (Persian walnut)
Lineage: Eukaryota; Viridiplantae; Streptophyta; Magnoliopsida; Fagales; Juglandaceae
Product: integrin-linked protein kinase 1-like
Exons: 12
Coding region: 165-1550 (461 amino acids)
Biological process (GO): protein phosphorylation
Molecular function (GO): protein binding; ATP binding; protein kinase activity
Source: RefSeq, a predicted model, not a curated record
CGCGUGAAGCCACAACCUGUCACCAUUUCCUCUCGGUACUUCCAACGUCACACAGCACUUUCGAAAAAAGCUUCGGAUUGGAAACCUCUCUAAAAUCUCUCUUCCCUGCCGCACCUAAUUCUCAUCAAAGGCGUUUUCAAUUCGAUAUUGCGGUGAAUUCGUUGAUGGAACUGUUCAAGCCGGUCGUGAGGUUCACACUGGGGAGACAGUCGUCGCUGGCGCCGGACAGGCACCCGAAGGAGGAGGGGUCCGUCACCGAGAACGAAGACGGUGCGGAGGGGAUCGAUCCUGGGGUGAGGCUGAUGUACCUGGCUAAUGGCGGCGACCUGGAAGGGAUCCGGGAGCUUCUUGACUCCGGCGUCGACGUCAAUUUCAAGGAUAUCGACGAUCGGACAGCUCUCCACGUCUCGGCCUGCCAGGGCUUCACUGACCUCGUUGCGCUCUUGCUCGACCGUGGGGCAGCGGUAGACGUCAAAGAUCGCUGGGGGAGCACGCCUCUUGCAGAUGCUAUAUAUUACAAGAACCACGACGUGAUAAACCUUUUGGAGAACCGUGGUGCGAAGCGUCUGAUGGCCCCAAUGCACGUUAAACAUGCCGGUGAAGUCCCGGAAUACGAAAUUGAUCAUAAGGAACUUGAUUUCACCAAUAGCGUAGAAAUAACUAAGGGAACCUUCCGAAUAGCAUUGUGGCGUGGGAUAAAAGUUGCUGUGAAAAGGCUUGGGGAGGAAGUGAUUCCUGAUGAGGAUAAAGUGAGAGCCUUCAGGGAUGAGCUUGCAUUGCUUCAAAAGAUACGGCAUCCAAAUGUAGUCCAAUUUCUGGGUGCUGUGACUCAAACUAGUCCGAUGAUGAUUGUCACAGAAUAUCUGCCCAAGGGAGAUCUUUGCGCAUUCUUGAGAAGAAAAGGGUCUCUAAAGCCAACAACAGCUGUGAGAUUUGCCCUUGAUAUUGCAAGGGGAAUGAAUUAUUUGCAUGAGAAUAAGCCAGCCCCGAUAAUUCAUCGUGAUCUUGAGCCUUCAAAUAUAUUGCGGGAUGAUUCUGGGCUCCUAAAAGUUGCCGAUUUUGGAGUUAGCAAGUUGCUGACAGUUAAAGAAGAUAGGCCUUUUACCUGUCAAGAAACUUCGGGCCGGUAUGUGGCUCCAGAGGUCUUCAGAAAUGAAGAAUAUGAUACUAAAGUUGAUGUAUUCUCAUUUGCUUUAAUACUGCAAGAGAUGAUUGAAGGCUACCCACCAUUUUCUGCAAAGCAAGAUAAUGAAGUCCCUAAAUUAUAUGCUACAAAACAGCGUCCACCUUUUAGAGCUUCAACAAAGCACUAUGCACAUGGACUUAAAGAGUUGAUUGAGGAGUGCUGGAGUGAGUAUCCAGCUAAAAGACCUACAUUUCGGCAAAUAAUAACAAGGCUGGAGUCUAUUCAUAACAGUCUUGGUAAUAGAAGGGGUUGGAAGGUAACUAGACCAUUGAGAUGCUUUCAGAACCUGGAGGCCAUGUUGAAGAGAGAGAAUUCUGAAAGCAGCCACAGCCGUUCUUCUCGUUCUAAUGCCAGCAACCGAUGAAUAACAGACUGGUGCUCCCUUUAGCUUAGCUUUAGCUGUGCAGAAACUCUUUUCCAGUUUGGUGGCAAAACGAUUGGUUUUUUAUUCCGGAGCAUUUCAUUUUAUAGGUGAUGUUCACACCCAUUGGAUAGAUGGGCUGAAAAUCACGUGAGUAUUCAUCUAUUGCUUCAACGAUAAUAUAUAUAGCUGUUCAUUUACAUUAUGUAUGUAUCCAUAUUAGGGAUUUGUAUUUAUGAAUGUAGAUUGGUGAAUUAAUGAGACCAUGAGAUUAGCGUCAUAAACGUGGAUUAACCAUGACUCACAAUGUAUUAGUCGGGACAUGUAUCUAUAUAAUUACGCUAAUUAAUCAUGUAGAAUAUAUGCUUAGCCUUUCUCCUAAGAGGAAGCUGGCAAAUUAGUGACUAAA